UAGCAUAUGAGGAGGACACGCUGGAGCUUCUGCACGAGGGCCCUGUGUCGACCGUCUCGAGAGCCCUGGCCAAGGGAGAACGCGGACAACCAACUUGGGUUGUCAUCAAGUCUGCAGCUUCCAGACGAGAACUCUCACAUGCCCCACACGAUAUUGUUAAAGAACUCCGCGUUCUCACCCGCACGUUCCAUCCCAAUGUCCGUGCAGUUCCUCACUCGAAACGCGUUCGCGAGCGGUAAUGCCGUGUUGCUCGCGUAGAUCAUUAACAUCCUGGGGCAUUCGAGCGACAGAAAGCUUUCCACGAUACAGUUCUCGAUGCCAUACAUUCCGUAUCACUUGACGGACCUCUUCUCCUCCCCCUCCUUCUCUCCGCACACCUUCAUGUCCGCUAUGGACUCUGAGGCCCCAAGCGGACCUACGAACUCUCGGUUUACUACACUCGCAAUGUCACUUGCGUAUCAAAUCCUCUCUGGCGUAGCGUACCUCCACUCGCGGCAUAUUGCACACCGGGAUUUGAAACCCAGCAACGUCCUUUUAACUGAGGAGGGCUGUGUGAAGCUGAUAGACUUCGGUAUUGCAUACCCAGAGGAAGAAGCUGGAGAUGGAGAGAUUAAAAGGCAGGAUCUGUGGCCUGAGCAUCCCGAUCGGAUGUAUUUCGAAGUGGGUACCGGGCCAUAUCGCGCUCCGGAGCUCCUCUUCGGAACGACCUCCUACCUCGCGCGCGCCGUCGACUCGUGGUCGCUAGGUGUCCUCCUCGCUGAAUUCUUUACGGCCCUCCGCCUCACCUCCGAAGACGACAAUGAGCUCCCUCCCGAACCGCAUAGCCCCGGUGCUAAGCCCUUCGUUCUCCCGGAAGGCGGGAGCUUUGCGGACCCGCACGCGGUAUGGAAAAGGGACAGCCUCUUCGACGCGUCGCGGGGAGAAAUCGGGCUAGCGUGGAGUAUCUUCUGCGUGAGGGGCACGCCCACGGAGGAGACAUGGCCUGGAUUUACCUCUCUACCGGACGCCUCCCGCGUAACCUUCACGCAAACCCCGCGUGUACCUCUGUCUCCCCUACUCCCGAAUCUCCCGACACCCUCCACAACACCUCUGGAUAUGAUCGAGAAGUUCCUCCAGUAUCCCCCGGACAAACGGCUUAGUCCAGCUGACGCGCUCAAGCAUGACUGGUUCAAAGCUGCUCACGCGGAAACAGUGCUCCUCCCACCUGGUUAUGCUGACUCCGCGAGAGACAAGAUUGCGGCCACCGUCGCGGGCGAGUGGGAGGGGCAAUCGCUGGGACAGUUGAUGCGGUCGUACGUCCGGCCACACUUGGCCCAACUAAGCCACUGCUAG
Messenger RNA from Gloeophyllum trabeum ATCC 11539, 1332 nucleotides. RefSeq names its product kinase-like protein. Gene Ontology annotation, molecular function: cyclin-dependent protein serine/threonine kinase activity; ATP binding. Bases 316 to 1332 code for a protein of 338 amino acids. The record is from RefSeq and is a predicted model, not a curated record. The transcript has 4 exons. Gene Ontology annotation, biological process: protein phosphorylation. NCBI's taxonomy places the organism in Eukaryota, Fungi, Basidiomycota, Agaricomycetes, Gloeophyllales, Gloeophyllaceae. Gene Ontology annotation, cellular component: nucleus.